AUGGAGACUGCACUUAUCCCUGGCAUUCUGGCUGCUCGUGGCCCUACGAUCGCCUGCUAUAACCAAUCGAAUCUUAGGCGGCUUCGCAAUGUGGCAACUGGAGUAAUUGGCUAUCAAGAGUACAAAAAUGGCCAUACGGUGGAUGCCGACCGCAUCAGGCCAUACGAUUUCUGGAAGAGCUUAGCCAAGGGUAUCGCAGUGGACGAAGCAAACAAUGUUGGCCGUCCUGACCUCUACUCAGUAUGGGGUAACACACUUCUCCCGUGUCUCCUUUGUGGCGACGACAAGCAGCUUGAACCUCGUGUGGUGAGUUUUGGACAAAAAGAUGAGAAUGGCCACUCCGUAAACAGGCUUGAGGACGAUGGUAAACUGUCCGCUCUUCUUUUCUUCAAAGGGAAUCGCUGGCCUGUGUUUCGCUUGCGGACCCAACUCAGAAUGGCCACUGGACUUUUCGACCUCUGUUAUGAGGUGGUCAAAGACAUGCCAGAUUUUCGAUACGGACCCGAUUGCGACAUCAGUUUGGAUCGGCAUGCGUGUGGCCGCAAACUGGAAGCUUUUCUACAAAAGAGAUUUCCUGAGUUGGCUCCUCCUCACAAUGACAAGCUCGCAGAGGCGUUUAUCAACUGCACAGGAUCCAAGUUUUAUUUCAGUCCAGUGACUGGGUCGGGGUGGAAUCCAGCUCAAUCCAGGCGCGCGCUACACUUUGUCCGCGACCUAGUAACACAGACAAAGAUUACUCCCGCCGAUGUCUUCAUCAUCACACCCUACGAAGCCAACGUCGAUUUCAUCGAGGGUAAGAGGCAAAAGCUAGAGUACUCGGCAAUCUCAUCCAUGGCCCCAGCUGCGACAGUUGAUGACUUCCAAGGCCGUCAAGGGAACAUUAUAAUCCUUGUGACGGCAACGACAGAGACUUCAAAGCCAGGCUACGUCCCUGACAUACAUUAUCUCUGCGUCAUGCUCAGCCGUCACAUAUCUGGAUUGGUCAUUUUUGGUGAUCAUAGCAUCCCGCAGGCGUCUGACGUACGUAAUAUCCAGAAGGAUGAGGCUGAAACCGACAAGAAUCCCAUGAAAAACAUGGUGAGUAUCUUGAUGCGGAAAAAGCGAGUUGCUACACUGCCGGCUCCUACACUCUCCAACAACAUCACAUCCGACGUCUCGUAG
Messenger RNA from Trichoderma breve, 1161 nucleotides. RefSeq names its product AAA domain-containing protein. Gene Ontology annotation, molecular function: 5'-3' DNA helicase activity. The transcript is spliced from 3 exons. Bases 1 to 1161 code for a protein of 386 amino acids. The record is from RefSeq and is a predicted model, not a curated record. NCBI's taxonomy places the organism in Eukaryota, Fungi, Ascomycota, Sordariomycetes, Hypocreales, Hypocreaceae.